AUGCCGCCCAAACGCAAGGCCGCCGCCGCCGCCACCGGCUCCCGCCCAUCCAAGCGUGCGGCGUCGGGUGUCAACACUCCCGUCAGCAUGGGCAGUAGCGACGACGAAUACAUGUCCGACGACCCAGACGAUUACACGCCUCAGAACGACGACUACGAAGAAACCGUCAAGAAGUUUCAGCCAUCCUCGUACCGCUCCAAGAAUACAAGGCCACAGGACUCCGAUCAAGCCACUCGUCUCUUUCGCAGCGACAAGGAACUCUCCGCUCUCGAACUGAAACCUGACCACGCCGUGCGUCCGCUCUGGCUCGAUCCCGAAAAGGGCAGAAUCGUUGUCGAAACCUUUUCUCCUUCCUUCAAGCAGGCUCAGAAUUUCCUAAUCAACAUUGCCGAGCCCCAGUCGCGAACCACAAACGUCCAUGAAUACACCAUCACAGGCCACAGUCUGUUUGCCGCCGUCUCGGUUGGCCUCACCACCGACGACAUUAUUCGCCAACUCGAGGUCUUUUCAAAAACAAAGCUCCCCGACAGUCUAAAAGAAUUCAUCUUCACUUCUACUCAGUCAUAUGGAAAAAUCCGUCUAGUCCUAAAGCACAACAGAUAUUACAUUGAAAGUCAGGAUGCUUCUGUCCUGCAAAUGCUUUUGCGCGAUCCCGUCGUUGAGAAAGGCUGCAAAAAGAACGAUGACGAUGACGACGAAGACGAGGACGAUAAAAAGGAUGAAGCAGAACAGGACAUGACAGCCUACCUCAGGGAUGAAGACGAUGAUGACGAGGGUGAUGAAGUCCACUCGUUCGAAAUUGAUGGUGAAAAGAUUCAAGCAGUUCAACAACAAUGCAAUGUCACUUUGGGAUUACCUCUGACAAACGAAUACGACUUUCGAAACGACGACAUCAACGCAAAUCUGGACAUUGAUUUACGACCCAUGGCUCAAAUCAGAUACUAUCAAGAACACGCUCUGAGUAAAAUGUUCGGCAAUGGUCGUGCCAGAAGUGGAAUCAUUGUUUUACCUUGUGGUGCCGGCAAGACUCUGGUCGGCAUUACUGCUGCCUGUACAGUCAAGAAAUCUGCCAUCGUCUUGUGCACUUCUGCCAUGAGUGCUUAUCAGUGGAAGAAUGAAUUUUUGAAAUGGUCAAACAUCAAUCCGGAUGAUAUUGCCAUCUUUACUUCGGGCGAAAAAGAAAAACUCAAUCAACGAGCAGGCAUCAUCGUUUGCACAUACAGUAUGGUCACCCAAAACACACGAAGAGCACACGACAGUCAGCAAGUCAUGGACUUUAUUCAAAAUCGAGAAUGGGGCUUGAUGGUUCUCGACGAGGUUCACGUCGUGCCUGCCGAAAUGUUUCGACGUGUCACAUCCAAAAUCAGAUCACACUCUAAACUCGGACUGACUGCUACCUUACUACGAGAGGAUGACAAGAUCAAGGACUUGAACUUUCUCAUCGGUCCUAAAUUGUAUGAGGCCAACUGGCUACAAUUGUCGGAAGAAGGCCACAUUGCUCGUGUACAAUGCGCCGAAGUCUGGUGUCCCAUGACAACCGAGUUUUAUGGCGAAUACCUCAAGGCUCGAGACAAGAUUAUCGUCUUUUCUGACAACGUAUAUGCUCUCGAGAAAUAUGCCAAACGUCUGAAGAAGCCUUAUAUCUACGGAGACACGCCACAAAGAGAGCGUGAAAUGGUUCUGCAAAACUUUCAACAAAACGAAUCAGUGCGAACAAUCUUCUUGUCCAAGAUUGGAGAUACCAGUCUGGAUUUGCCAGAGGCUACUUGCCUGAUUCAGGCUCAACGAUUAGGCCGCAUCUUGCGUGCAAAGCGUAGAAACGACGAGGGUUUCAACGCCUUCUUCUACUCACUUGUUUCCAAAGACACAAACGAAAUGUACUACUCGUCGAAACGUCAAGCUUUCCUCGUUGAUCAAGGCUAUUCCUUCAAGGUCAUUACCCAUCUAACAGGUAUCGACAAAGUCGAGGGCCUUCAUUUCCGCGACACGUCCUCACGCAUGGAACUUCUCGAAGACGUCCUCAUGGCCGGCGAAGAAAGUGGCAGUGUCGAAAAUAUUCAAGACGAUCUCUUUAGUGGAAGACAAAUGCACAAGGGACCAAAGGGUAAACCUGGUGUGCGUCGUACAGCUGGCGCCCUCUCAGAAUACGCUGGUGGCAAGGACAUGGCAUACAUCGAGUAUAACAAGAGCAGAAACAAAGAGCUCAAGAAGAAUAAACCGACGAGUAAAUUCUUCAAGGAUAUCCAGAGGACGAACGAAAAGAGAAAGGCUGCUGCCAAGGCGGACAUGUGA
Aureobasidium vineae is the source of this 2292-nucleotide messenger RNA. The record is from the annotation of a GenBank genome assembly. Lineage: Eukaryota; Fungi; Ascomycota; Dothideomycetes; Dothideales; Saccotheciaceae.